AUGGAGCAUAAACAACAAGGGAACAUCUUACGGAACUGUCGUUUCUUAAAUGAAAAAUGUCAUGCUUGUGGAAAAAAGGGCCAUGUGAAGAAAAUGUGCAGGUUGACGCCCUCUAGGGACCAGCAGAGGAAGGGGGAGGAAAAGAGCAGCAUAAAGGACAGAAAGGGAAACCGGAAAAUAAAACAACAGUAUGCACACCACAUGCGUGAAGCUACAGACCAACAAACCAGUGAAGAAGAGGAAGUGUUUACUAUGCUUAACAUGAAAGAGUCAAGGAUGGAAAGAGUCGAUCCCAUUACAGCACAGUUGGACUUAAAUGGUAAAGUGGUCCAUUUUGAAGUGGAUACUGGAUAUAGUGUGACAGUUCUGUCAAAGGCUGAAUAUGGGGAGUUAUGGCAAGAAAAUGAAGCUCAGGAGUUGCAGGACUGUUCAGUGACCUUGAAAACAUAUACAGGUGAAAAAGUCCCCACCCUAGGGAUGGCAAAAGUAACUGUAACACACAAAGACAAAGUCAAACAGUUGCCAGUCAUGGUGGUGGCAGCAAAGAUACACGUCAAAGAAAACGCAACGCCAAGAUUUUACAAACCAAGACCCGUACCAUACGCAAUGAAGAAGAAAGUGGAGACUGAGCUGGAGCGACUCACAAAGCAAGGUAUAAUUGAACCAGUAAAGUUUUCGGAGUGGGCGGCACCCAUUGUUCCAGUAUUAAAGCCAGAUGAUACUGUACGCAUAUGUGGUGACUACAAGCUAACCGUUAACCAAGUCUCAAAGCUGGAGCAGUAUCCAAUACCAAAGUUGGAGGAUUUAUUUGAAAAGCUGUCUGGAGGUGAAAAGUUUAGCAAACUGGACCUCAGUCAUGCAUAUCAACAAGUCGUUCUGGAUGAAGGGUCAAAGUCAUAUGAUACCCUUAACACACACAAAGGUUUGUUCCAAGUUAAUCGUUUACCCUUUGGGGUUUCCUCUAGUCCAGCUAUUUUCCAGAGAAUAAUGGAGGGACUGGUGGCAGGAAUCCCAAAUGUGGCUGUCUAUUUGGACGACAUCCUGCUGACGGGUAGGAACAACCGCGAGCAUCUGGAGACUUUGAACGAGGUGCUGAGGAGACUGCGAGAGGCUGGUCUGCGGGUGAAGCGGAGUAAAUGUGCUUUCAUGGAAAAGGAAGCAGAGUUCCUGGGUUACAAGGUGGAUGCAUCAGGCCUACACCCCCUGCCAAACAAGGUAAAAGCCAUACAACAGGCACCUGCACCCACAAAUGUUACAGAACUGAAGGCCUAUUUAGGCUUACUCAACUACUAUAACAGGUUCCUACCAAACCUGUCAACGCUGUUAGCUCCUUUACAUAAACUAUUAAGGAAGGAGACCCUGUGGAUGUGGCAGGAGGAACAGGACAGAGCGUUUGAGCAGUCCAAGGAGCUAAUGCAGUCCUCAGAGGUGUUGGUGCACUACGAUAGUCACAAGGACUUAAUUCUGUCAUGUGAUGCAUCACCUUAUGGGCUAGGGGCCGUGUUGGCACACCGCAUGCCAGAUGGACAAGAAAGACCCAUCGGGUUCAUGUCACGAACCUUAACCCCAGCAGAGUCAAACUAUUCCCAGCUAGACAAAGAGGGUUUGGCUGUAAUUUUUGGAAUUAAGCGCUUCCAUAAAUACCUCUAUGGCAGGAAGUUUAUUGUUUGCACCGAUCAUAAGCCAUUGUUGUCGCUGUUCAACGAGAUGAAAGCAGUGCCUCAGAUGGUUUCUCCCCGCAUUCAGAGAUGGGCUGUAACAUUGAGAGCUUAUGAAUAUGAGAUUGUUUAUAAGCCCGGGAAACACCAUAGCAAUGCGGACGCGCUGAGCCGCCUACCUCUACCUGGGCAUCCCAAGGAGGAGGAAACGGAGGACCGAGUUCUGAUGAUGGAGGACAUCACGUUGGUGUCAGCGAGGGAACUGAGCGGAUGGACACGCAAAGACCCUGUGCUGUCCAGAGUGUUUCAGUUGGUCCAGCAAGGCUGGACAACACAACAAACUGAUCCAGUUUUUCAGCCCUAUGUGGUGAGAAAAACAGAGCUGAGUGUGCAAGAUGGAUGUGUGUUGUGGGGGGCACGAGUGAUAAUCCCUUCCCCAGGAAGAAGUGCACUUUUACAACAGCUGCACCAGGGUCAUGUGGGCAUCACCAGAAUGAAGGCCUUAGCACAAAGUUAUUUCUGGUGGCCCAAGUUGGACCACGACAUUGAAGUCGCUGUGAAAGAGUGUAACACCUGUCAACAACAUCGCAACUCACCUGUGGCUGCACCACUACACCCAUGGGAGUGGCCGAGUAAACCAUGGCAGAGACUUCAUAUAGACUAUGCAGGUCCUUUUAUGGGGUCAAUGUUUUUGAUAAUAAUGGAUGCUCAUUCUAAAUGGAUGGAUGCAUACCCAGUCAAAACAGCCACUUCCACCACUACCAUCGAAUGCCUGAGGAAAAGUUUCAGUAGCCAAGGACUACCAGAGACUAUUGUAUCAGAUAAUGCUUCAUGUUUCAUGAGUGUGGAGUUCAAGGAUUUUCUGGAAAAAAAUGGCAUCAUACACGUCACGUCGGCACCAUACCAUGCUGCUUCAAAUGGCUGUGCUGAAAGGGCUGUCCAGACCUUCAAAUCAAUGAUGAAAAAGGCCGGAGAAGGAAGUAUGGCAGCAAAAGUGUCACGGGUGUUGUUCAACUACCGCAUUACACCCCAGUCUAUGACAGGAUUGUCACCUGCAGAGUUGUUGCAAGGACGGAGACUGAGGUCAACAUUGGAUCUGGUGCAUCCAAACCUCAGAGCUAAGGUGGAGAGGAAACAGUGGAGGCAAAAAGAACAUCAUGACCGACGACGGCGAGAGAGAAGUUUCCACGUGGGAGAUGCAGUGAUGACUCGAAACUUCAGCUAUGGACCUAAAUGGAUUCCAGGAUUCAUUGCCAAGAGCACGGGUCCACUGUCGUACAAGGUGAUGUUGAAUGGAGGUUUCUUGGUGAGGAGACAUGUGGACCAGAUUCUGCGGAGCGAACAGAAGAAGGACUUCAGGGAACUGCAAGCCUCGGAAAUACCAUUAGUUUCUGGAGAAGUGCUCGCAGCUGCAGGAGGAUCCCCGAUCCUGGUGCCAGAGAAAGACAGCAUGGACUCGAAAGGAGAGGUUCCAGAGGGACCAACCUUUUCAGGGAUGGACACACCUGUACCAGAAGUGGUAAACGUGACACCUGAGUCACCUAGUGUGGUUCCAUUGCGACGUUCUAAACGUGCACUGGUUAAACCUAGUUACUUGAAGGACUAUAAGUGUUAA
This is a messenger RNA of Protopterus annectens (West African lungfish), 3273 nucleotides long. RefSeq lists its product as uncharacterized. The coding region runs from base 1 to 3273 and encodes 1090 amino acids. Gene Ontology annotation, biological process: DNA integration. The transcript is spliced from 2 exons. The record is from RefSeq and is a predicted model, not a curated record. Lineage: Eukaryota; Metazoa; Chordata; Ceratodontiformes; Protopteridae. Gene Ontology annotation, molecular function: zinc ion binding; nucleic acid binding.